AUGUCUGCCUCCGACUCCCCAAUGCCUUAUGUAUCCGCCGCCCAGCCCGACGACAUGGACACCACCGCCCACGAGUGGUACACCCUGCCCGUCAACGUACGCCUGCCGCCUCCCGCCCGCCCGCAAAACAUGCAAUUGACAACAUCAAAGGCCCCCUACGACGCCCACUAUGGCUUCGUGAACCCCUACGUCACCCCCUCCGUGUCGUCCGCCGGCUUCUCGCCCAUUCCCGAGCACGCCAAAUCCACCGGCGCGCCCACGCCCAUGCUCGGCUACACCACCGCCGACUCGUCCACCUUCCCCCCCGUCUCGGACUCCAUCCCCUUCCCGCUCGCCGACGCCGCACCCCCGCGUCUCUCCAUUCCCUCGCACCUCGAGUCUUCGCAGGGCUACAACCUCUUCCGCGGCUCCGACAACUACUACGUCUACGGCUGCAACCUUCCGUUUGACAGCAUCCCGCCACGCCCGCACAGCAGCCCGAGCGUCUUCAGCCCCGUCACGCCCGGCGGCGGCAGAGCCUCCGAGCACUUCGCCUGGCCCACCACCUCCAACGCCCUCGGCAUCUCGCACCCGGGCAUCGACGAGACCAUGUUCAACACCACCACCAGCCACCACCACCACCCGGCAGUGCUUGCAUCCAGCCCCCCGCAGGCCAGCAACGCCCCCACCCCCGAGAUCCGCGCCCCUAAGCCGAACCGCCCGUACGCCCUGAUCGCCCCUCACCCGAUGGGCAUCCAGCGCCUCGCCGCCACCACCAAGCGUGGCCACGAGGAUGACUCGGAGAUGGCCGAGACAUCCAUCAAGCGCCGCAAGUCCAGCGGUUCCACCGGCUUGCACGAGCUCGGCGAGGAGGACAAGCUGCUCCUCAAGCUCAAGGACGAGGAGACGCUCCCGUGGAAGGACAUCGCCGCCCGCUUCCAGACCGACCUGGGCAAGACGUACCAGAUCCCCGCCCUGCAAAUGCGCCUGAAGAGGCUGAGGGAGCGUCUCCGGGUCUGGACCGAUUCCGACGUGAAGGCGCUGCGCAUGGCUUACGACUACUGGAGGGACCAAAAGUUUGAGAUUAUUGCUUCAAAGAUGAUGGAAUUCGGAGCCUCGGACAGGUGGACCGCCAAACAGUGCGCCCGGAAGUGGGCCGAAAUCGACCCCAGCGCAACGCCCUUCAUGACGACCCAGGAUGAGCCCCAGCAGGCGACUUUCUCGUACACGGCGAGCCCCGAGAGCACCAGCUACCUGCCCUACAUGCACAUGCCUUGA
Diplodia corticola is the source of this 1257-nucleotide messenger RNA. RefSeq lists its product as uncharacterized. Lineage: Eukaryota; Fungi; Ascomycota; Dothideomycetes; Botryosphaeriales; Botryosphaeriaceae. The transcript has 2 exons. The record is from RefSeq and is a predicted model, not a curated record. Bases 1 to 1257 code for a protein of 418 amino acids.